Canis lupus familiaris (dog) is the source of this 1942-nucleotide messenger RNA. It is a transcript of the gene AUNIP, whose product is annotated as aurora kinase A and ninein interacting protein. The transcript is spliced from 3 exons. Gene Ontology annotation, biological process: spindle organization. Lineage: Eukaryota; Metazoa; Chordata; Mammalia; Carnivora; Canidae. Gene Ontology annotation, cellular component: centrosome; spindle pole. The record is from RefSeq and is a predicted model, not a curated record. Bases 79 to 1149 code for a protein of 356 amino acids.
GCGGAGGCCGUUACAGCCCUUCUGUGAGGCGGCGGGAGCGGGAGCCGGGGAGCUGUCGGCCGGGACGCGGCAGCGGCCAUGAGGCGGAGGGGCCCCGAGGAGGAGGCCUGUGGCGUGUGGCUGGACGCGGCGGCCCUGAAGAGGCGGAGAGUGCAGACACAUUUAAUGAAGCCAAGCACCCAAAUGCUAAAACUCUUUUCUGGAGAGAAAAAGGCUAAGAUUUCUUUAACUCAAAGAAUUCCACCUACAGGCAUUCGGCAGACCAGCAUUGCUUCCUUCUUCACCUUGCAGCCAGGAAAGACAAAUGGUGGUGACCAGAGGAGAGUUUCAUCUCAUACAGAGAGUCAGACCAACAAAGAAUCUAAGAAAGAUGCAACCCAUCUAGAUCAUCUGAUCCAGGGCUUGGAGGAUGAUUGCAUGGCACCCCCAUUAGCCACUUCAACCCCUGCAGAUACCCAGGAAGCUGAACUUUCUUCUCGGUCCCUCCAGGCUUCUGGCCACCACAGAAUGGGAACUGCAUUUUUGACUGCGCUGUCUUUGCCCCAGCCUGAUACCUUAGUCUGUGCUGGGAAGAAUAAAGCCUCAUUCUCUUGUUCCCUCGCUCAGAACUUGGAACAUUCUCACUUGCUGGACCAAAAGGAAGGAGAGAAAGACCCUUCCUGGAAAAGGGAAUGGCUUCAUGGAUCUAAUAAAAAGAACUAUCAGGAUGUGCAGAGACAUGUUCAACCACCUGGGGGCAAGGGCCUUCAGCUAUUGGACAAGACCAAAUUAGAAAAGGUGUCUGCCAAAGAAACCACCCAAACCCCCAUCCUCUUUCAAAACUACAGGGAUUCCUGGAAUGGAGAAGACACAGAUUCUGGGAAACAAAGCCCUUAUCCCGUCUCUGUGUUUUCCUGGGACAGUGAAAAGAAUGACAAGGACUCCUGGAGUCAGCUUUUCACUGAGGAUUCUCAGGGCCAGCGGGUCAUUGCCCACAAGUCUAGAGCUCCUUUCCGAGAUAUAACUAACAACCAGGAUCGGGGCUUAGGGCAGUUUCUUAACAGCUCUUGGGCUCAGUGCCAGGAGAAGCCCACUCAGUUAAAUCUCCAGCCUGAUUUGCUCUUUACCCAGGACUCUGAAGGUAAUCAAGUUAUCAGGCACCAAAUCUAAAUGUCUUUAAAAUGGUUUGGUUCUAAAAGAAAUGAGAGAGCCAUAGGGAAAUUUUGGGGGGUGGGAGAGACAAGGGAUGAGGUUAUUACUAAGCAUUUUCUUUGUGUAAAUAAAGCAGGUGGUGCCACUUGUUGAGAAAGUAUGGGUUGGCAUUGUAUCUCUCCCUGAGGAAGAGGUUGCUGGUAAACUUGGACAAGGCUGUUCUAAUGAGCACUGAGGAGCUAGGGGAGGUACUUAUCCCUUCACUAAAGAGACAGUUGGAGGGAAAUUAUGUUGGUUAAGCCACUCUUUGCCCUUUCAGAUGCCUGUCUGGAAUGUUGCUUCUUAUGGAUGUGUGUUUUAAUCUCUGGCUGUUACCUACUCAACCUUGGAACUGUUAUUCUGGACACCUUUUUGAGUGAUAAGGCAAAAUCUCCUGGGGCCAGGUGUAUGGGGGCAGGUAGGAUAAAGAAAUAAGUAGAAAGUAGAAUGAUGGUAGGGGUUUUUGUUUUUGAAGUAGGCUCCAUGCCCAGUGUGGAGCCCAAUGUAGGGCUUGAACUCGUGACAUGAGAUCAAGUUGGAUGUCUAACUGACUGAGCCACCCAGGGUGCUACAAUGGUAGGUUUUUAAAAACUGUUAUUUUAUUUUUGUGAGGACUUUACAUUUUAAAGUCUUAUACUCUAUGUUUAAACAUCUCCCUAAAAAAAAAAGCCUGUGCUGCCUAACAAUCUAGAUGUGAUAAUACCACUCUUCUAUAAAGUAUAAGAGAACUCCUUUGUAAAACUAUGAACCCAAAUAAAUGGCUAUUUACAAA